Messenger RNA from Gastrolobium bilobum, 3695 nucleotides. Its product is annotated as pentatricopeptide repeat-containing protein At4g19440, chloroplastic. Lineage: Eukaryota; Viridiplantae; Streptophyta; Magnoliopsida; Fabales; Fabaceae. The coding region runs from base 222 to 2699 and encodes 825 amino acids. Gene Ontology annotation, molecular function: protein binding. The record is from RefSeq and is a predicted model, not a curated record. The transcript has 3 exons.
CGGAACAUUUCAAUGUAACCGGUUGUGAUUCAAUACCAAAUAUCAAUUUACACACUCGUGGCGCUUUCACAUCCUCUCUCUCUCUCUCUCUCUCUCUCUCUCUCUCUCACACACACACACACACACACACACACAUAUCACACCUACCAAUUCAUGGCUUCUACACCGCCAAAUCUGUUAAUACACUAAAAAACGAACCCAUCACGUUUUCACAACAAUCCAUGCAUUCUGUUAUGGACUUUACAAGGCUCUCAACAACUAAGCCUCCCCCUAUCUUCACGCGCCUCUUGACCUGGGUCACUUCCACCGUCCCACGCCAUCAAUGCCACCACCUCCCACCGCCGCCGCCACGUCCUCAUAUACCGCCGCAAAAUCAGGCUCCAAUAAGCUUGGUACCUUCUAUUCUCACAAGCAGGGUUCUAGAUUCUUCCAAGUGUAAAUCGUUGUUACCUCAUUUAUCCCCUCAUGAGUUUGAUAGGUUAUUCUUUUCUCUUCAGCCCAAUGUUAACCUCAAAACGACACUUGAUUUUUUUCGUUUUGCUGCUAACUACUUCAAGUUUCGAUUCACUGUUCGUUCUUAUUGUCUCUUGGUUCGUUUGCUUCUGGCUUCGAAUUUUUUGCCUCGUGCCAGAUUUCUGUUGACCCGUUUGAUUGAUGGGAACGUUGCCACUUUGGUUGAUAACAGUGAGAAUAGGCUCAGUGAAAUAGCUGCUUCAAUGUUGGAGCUUAUCCAAGUCAAUGAUCAAAGACAUGGCGAAUUGGAUUUGUUGCUUCAUGUUCUUUGCUCCAAGUUUAAGAAUUUGGGGUUUCAUUUUGCUUUUGAUAUCUUUGUUAUGUUUUCGAGGAAGGGUAUUUUCCCCUCUGUGAAAACUUGCAAUUUUUUGUUGAGCUCUUUGGUGAAGGCUAAUGAACUUCAAAAGAGUUACCAAGUGUUUGAUCUUAUUCGUGAAGGUGUUUCUCCGGAUGUUUACUCGUUUACUACCGCGAUUAACGCAUUUUGUAAGGGAGGGAGAAUUGAAGAUGCCAUUAGUUUGUUCUUGACAAUGGAGGAGGUGGGUGUUUUGCCGAAUGUUGUUACCUAUAAUAACCUGAUUGAUGGGUUGUGCAAGAGUGGAAGAUUAGAAGAAGCAUUUUGGUUUAAGCAAAAGAUGGUUGAAAGCAAAGUGAAUCCGAGUCUCGUAACAUAUAGUGUGCUUAUCAAUGGUUUGAUGAAGUCAGAGAAAUUUGAUGAGGCAAAUCGCGUUUUGUUAGAAAUGUACAGCAAGGGGUUUGCCCCGAAUGAGAUUGUUUAUAAUGCACUGAUUGAUGGGUACUGCAGGAAGGGGAAUAUGAGUGAGGCACUAAGGAUGAGGGAUGACAUGUUCUUAAAGGGCAUGAAACCCAAUGCUGUUACUUUUAAUACUCUUUUACAAGGUUUUUGCAGGAGCAAUCAAAUGGAGCAAGCUGAGCAUGUAUUGUUGUACUUACUAUCAAGUGGAUUAUCUGUUAACCAGGAUGCAUGUUGUUAUGUGCUUCACUGGUUAUGCAAUAAAUCCAGGUUUGAUUCAGCCUUAAAAAUUGUUAGAGAUUUGUUGUUGAGGAACAUCAAGGCUAGUGAUAGCUUGCUAACUCCAUUGGUCUGCGGUCUUUGUAAAUGUGAAAAGCAUUCAGAGGCAAUUGAACUUUGGUUUGCCCUAGCAGAUAAAGGACUUGCAGCCAAUACAGUGACCUCAAAUGCUCUUCUCCAUGGACUUUGUGAACAAGGGAACAUGGAAGAGGUUGUCAUAGUACUCAAACAAAUGCUUGAGAGAGGUUUGUUACUGGAUAGGAUCUCAUACAACACGCUUAUUUAUGGCUGUUGUAAAUGGGGUAAAAUUGAGGAAGCUUUCAAGCUUAAGGAAGAGAUGGUUAAGCAAGAAUUCCAACCAGAUAUGUAUACCUACAAUUUCCUAAUGAAGGGGUUGGCUGAUAUGGGUAAAAUAGAUGAUGUUAAUAAGCUUUUGCAUGAAGCUAAAGAACAUGGCCUGGUUCCAAAUGUCUAUACAUAUGCACUUAUGUUAGAAGGAUAUUGUAAAACUGAUCGGAUUGAAGACGCUGUAAACUUGUUCAACAAGUUAGUAUAUGAGAAAGUAGAGCUAAGUCCUGUUAUUUAUAACAUACUCAUUGCAGCUUAUGGUAGAGUUGGAAAUGUGAUUGAAGCCGUAAAACUCCGUGAUGCUAUGAAAAGUAGGGACAUUCCACCAACCUGUGCUACAUACUCAUCUUUAAUACAUGGAAUGUGCUGUGUUGGCCGUGUUGAUGAAGCAAAGGAACUUUUUGAAGAAAUGAGAAAUGAAGGCUUGUUGCCAAAUGUUUUUUGUUAUACUGCUCUGAUUGGUGGUUACUGUAAGUUAGGUCAGAUGGCUGAAGUGAGGAGUAUCUUAUUGGAAAUGUCUUCAAACAGUAUACAACCUAAUAAAAUUACCUACACUAUUAUGAUUGAUGGGUAUUGUAAAUUGGGCAAUAUGAAAGAAGCAACUAAGCUAUUAAAUGAGAUGAUAACAAAUGGAAUAAUUCCAGAUACCGUCACUUAUAAUGCAUUGCAUUGCAAGGAAAGGAAGCUCGAAGAAGCUUUACAAUAUGAUCAUAUGUCAAACACAGGAGUACCCUCAGAAGAAAUUACGUAUAGCACAUUGAUUCACAAGUUGCAUCCACAUACAGUCCUUAGCAAUGAAGAAUAAUGAGGAAACCUCUUAAAGUUUAGAUGCUUAAUUGAAUCCAGGUCUCUUUUGGUUGAGACUUUGGCUUGAUUCUAAGCUCAUUAUUCGGAAGAUGAAGGUUUGAUAUGCUUGAUCUCUAGACAUGUAGAUUACUGGGAACAACUAAAGCAGCAUACUCUUAGCAUGGCUUCCUACUUGAAAAAUGAGCCUUGGAUUUCAGAGAUCCCAAACUACUCAUGCAGGCAUGAUUUGAACAAGUGAAGAGUGAUUUAGUCAAGCAUCAAAUGGAUAACUUAUCCAUCUUCUUUUCCAUUUGUUGUCCGGGCAUUGCAUGGACGCCAGAUCUCUGGAAUAUUGGAGACAGCAUUAAAAAUUUGAUGAAGCUAACAUGGAUGUUAAAGUAAAUACAGUACAGUUAUUAGAUCUUAGCAGAUCAAGGAAGAGAAUCAAUCACUUCUCAGAUAUGAUGUUAUAGCAUAAAGCUGAGGAAGCAAAAAGUUCAAUCUGUAAAAUGGUAACUGAACCCUUAUUUGUUUUUUAAUUUUAACUGCAAUUUUAUAUGCUUUGUUGUCUUUCCCAACCCGUUCCCCAACAACUCCCCAAGUUACAGAGAGAAAAUAAUGAGAAAUUCAACAAGCAGGUAUGGGUCUCCACCAAAGGAUUUUAUGGCACUUAGGGCAGGAGGGGAACUUGAUGUAGAGAAAGCCACAGUAAUAAAGCUGAGCCUAUUUGAAGUAUUUGCAAGACAAAUGUACACACUUUCUGUCUUGAAUGUGUGAAUUGUGUGGGCAAUCUCCCGCCGGUUUUGAUGUAUUGGAUCCUAUGUAGUUAUAUAUUCAUAUUAAUUUCUAUAGGUAUGUGCUGGUGGCAAGAGAACUUGGUAGAUUUCCAAGCUUCUAGGUUGCUCUGCAUUUACGGAGCAUUUAAUUAUUGUCAUUGGUACUUACCAUUUGGAAGUGGCUCUGAAUGUAGGCUCUGGAUAGAGUUGUAAGAUACAGAAGUUUCUGAAUUUAAUGU